Molecule: messenger RNA, 1094 nt
Organism: Melozone crissalis (California towhee)
Lineage: Eukaryota; Metazoa; Chordata; Aves; Passeriformes; Passerellidae
Gene: PSMG1
Product: proteasome assembly chaperone 1
Exons: 7
Coding region: 13-843 (276 amino acids)
Biological process (GO): proteasome core complex assembly
Cellular component (GO): endoplasmic reticulum
Molecular function (GO): proteasome binding
Source: RefSeq, a predicted model, not a curated record
CGCGAGGCGGCCAUGGCGACCUUCUUCGGGGAGGUGGUGGUGGCCCCGUCCCGGGCCGGCCUGGACGAGGAGGAGGAGGCGCGGGAGGAGACGCCCGAGGACCGUGAGAUCCGCAGGGAGAUCGAGAAGAAAAGGGAGAUCCAAGUGCUGUGGAGCUGUGCUGAGGAGUCCCUGGUGUGCUCCAGGUUCAUCGUGGCCAUCGGCAGGAACGCUGCGGCUUUCCUGUCAUCUUUUAUCCUGGAUUCUGUGUGCUGGGAAGUGAUUGGAGUUGUGAAGCUGUGGAAUGAGUGGUGCAGAACAUCCAGCAGCACAAAUGUCCUCCCCACAGACUCUUUCUGUUUGUUCUACAGAUUGAUAUCAGACCCCACAGUUUUAUUGUGCCAGUGUAGUUGCUACGUGGCUGAGGAUCAACAGUUCCAGUGGCUUGAGAAGGUUUUUGGCUCCAUGCAGAAGAAAGGCUUGCAAGUCACCAUCCUUUCCACGUGUCCUGUAGCUGAUUACAAAACUCAGGAAUCCACUCUGACCCUUGUGUCUCCAUUCCUGAAAGCCUUGAAGACCAAAGAAUUCCAGGAGCAGGUCUGCUGCCCGCUGCUGGAGCAGCCCAACAUUGUGAGGGACCUUCCUGCUGCUGUGCUGAGUUACUGCCAGGUGUGGGGCAUCCCUGCAGUGCUGUACCAGUGCUACACCGAUGUCAUCAAGCUGGACACAGUCACCAUUGAAGCCUUCAAGCCUCUGCUCUCUUCUGAGCUCCUGAAGAGUUUAGCCAAGGAUGCCUCCGAAAGCACAAAGAUCCUGAAGAAGUUCCUGACAGCCAGUGAAACUCACAAUAACAUCUACAUCUGACAAGGACACUUGUGCUGCACUUUGUAAACUCCAGUUUCUUCCCUUGAGGACUUCUGGGAUUUUAUUUUUUUUCCCUUUAAAAGUAGAAUAAAUUCCAGUAGAUUUUUUUACUUUCCCACUCAUUUUUGUUGUUUUAAUUUCAUCACUGAACACCCUUCUGCAUGGCUUGGAAGAUUCUUGUGGAGUGAUUUUAGGAAAGAUCUUGGAUAUGAAAAGCAACUCCUUUUUCUCCUCCUGAAAGGAUUGUUUUA